UUGCUCUAAAGGUUGGGUGCCCUUAAAUAACCCAUCACAUCCCAUAGGCCGACGAACGACCUCAAAUGACAAGUUGGGUUUUCGAAUCGAUCCUCCUUGUGUGGUGGUUAAUGUUAUGCCACACUCCUCCAAGUGGUUACUGCAACUUCUUCAACGAUUCCUCAAGAACCCAAUUAAAAUCCCACAAAUCCACGCCCUUCUACUCACCGACGGCCAUUUCUUCAACAAAUCCCAAACUUCCUCUAAUCCAAAAUGGGUCACCACCCUUCUUUACAACACUCUCAUCAGAGCCUAUCUAACCUUCAACCGCCCUUGCUCCGCCCUCCUUCUCUACACUCAAAUGCUCUCCCACCACACCAAACCCAACGCCCACACUUUCCCUUCAAUCAUCAAAUCCGCCACCAUUUCUUCCCCUUUUCUCGCCAAAUUGAUCCACGCGCAUGCUUUCAAGAUCGGCGUUCUCACCGACCCCUUUGUGUUGACAUCCUUCGUUGGUUCUUACGCUGAGCUUCGUGAACUGGGUAAUGCACGUAAGGUGUUUGAUGAAAUUACUCACCCUUGUAUUGUUGCGUUUAACUCUAUGCUUGAUGCGUUUGUCAAAAAUGGGGACUUGGGGUCUGCUGUUUUGAUGUUUAGGUCCAUGCCAGAGCGUGAUGUGGUUUCUUGGACUAGUGUUGUUAAUGGGUUCUGGUGGAAUGGGCGCUUUCUUGAGGCCAUUUGGUUUUUUGAGAUGAUGAUGAAGAAUGGUUCGGUGAAGCCGAAUGAAGCUACGUAUGUGAGUGUCCUUUCUUCUUGUGCUAAUUUAGAUGCUGAAGGAGUUCUUUGUCGAGGGAAAGAAGUACAUGCUUACAUUAUUAGAACUGAGGGUGAGUUGAGUGUUUUUAUAGGGACGGCAUUGAUAGAUUUUUAUGGGAAGAUGGGAUUAUUAGGAAGUGCAAGAAUUGUUUUUAAUCAAAUGAAGAACAGAGAGGUCUGCACCUGGAAUGCAAUGAUCUCUUCAUUUGCAUCCAAUAAUAGAGAAACAGAAGCAUUAGACUUAUUCGCUAAAAUGAAAGUUGAAGGAAUACAUCCUAAUGAGGUUACAUUUGUUGCGAUUCUCACAGCGUGUGCUCGUGGCAAGCUUGUCGAAUUGGGGCUGCAGUUAUUCCGAUCAAUGUCGAAUGAUUUCUCGAUUGUACCAAUUACUGAGCACUAUGUCUGUGUGGUUGAUCUCUUAGGCAAAGCAGGGCUUUUGAAAGAGGCAAUUAAAUUCAUGGAGUCUAUGCCAUUUGAGCCUGAUGCUUCUGUUUUGGGAGCCCUUUUGAGUGCCUGUAAAAUUCAUGGAGCCACUGAACUGGGGAAUGAAGUGGGAAGAAGAUUGCUUGUGAUGCAGCCACGACAUUGUGGUCGGUAUGUGACUCUGGCGAGUAUAAAUGCUGGAGCGGAGAAAUGGAAUCGUGCCGCAGUUUUAAGAAGAGUAAUGGCAGACGCCCGGAUUCAGAAAGCUCCAGCAUAUAGUAGAGUAGAUCCAAUGCAAAAUUUGUGUGUCCCAUGAUCAUUGUUCCAAAAUAUUUGUCGGUGUUCUUGAAUUCAGUUUGAACGAGAUGGGAUUUAUGCUAGUGAACAAAAAGGUGUUUGAAAAGCUAACUCACACCACCGUUCUUCUGAGUCUUCGAUGAAACACCGUUGCAGGACAUGAACAUCAGAAUCUCGGUGAAUCAUCGUCCAAUUCAGUAAGUGACAGCCACAGGAUCUUUACCCAUUGGAAGAGUUGUGGAGAAGAGAAGGGGGAGAGGAAGAUGAAGAGGGAAGAGAGAGGAAAUGGUGGAGAUGGGAGAGUUUUUUGUUAUUAUUAUUAUUUUUAAUUUAUAAAUGUCAAAUCAAAAUUAAAAUAGUUAAAAGUGAAUUUUAGUGUGGGUGUGUUUGGUAUCUGAUAAAAGUAGAGAGUUGAGUUGGUAAUUAUUAUUUAGAGAGUUAAAUUAUCUGAAAAAUUAAAUUGACUGUAUUUGUUUGCAGAAUUGAGUUGGUAAUUAUUAUCUGUGUUUUAUGUGCA
Molecule: messenger RNA, 2032 nt
Organism: Benincasa hispida (wax gourd)
Lineage: Eukaryota; Viridiplantae; Streptophyta; Magnoliopsida; Cucurbitales; Cucurbitaceae
Product: Tetratricopeptide repeat (TPR)-like superfamily protein
Biological process (GO): RNA modification
Molecular function (GO): RNA binding; protein binding
Source: RefSeq, a predicted model, not a curated record